Messenger RNA from Bicyclus anynana (squinting bush brown), 3915 nucleotides. It is a transcript of the gene RpI135, whose product is annotated as DNA-directed RNA polymerase I subunit RPA2. Gene Ontology annotation, molecular function: ribonucleoside binding; DNA-directed RNA polymerase activity; DNA binding. Gene Ontology annotation, cellular component: nucleus; RNA polymerase I complex. The transcript is spliced from 20 exons. Gene Ontology annotation, biological process: DNA-templated transcription. NCBI's taxonomy places the organism in Eukaryota, Metazoa, Arthropoda, Insecta, Lepidoptera, Nymphalidae. Bases 113 to 3502 code for a protein of 1129 amino acids. The record is from RefSeq and is a predicted model, not a curated record.
CUAACAUUAUAAAAUAAAUAUCUUGUGGUUCUUCAAUCCCCACGUGUUUUUAUUUAUAUUUUAUUGCUAUUUUAGCUAAUUAUGUUUAAUUAUUUUGUUUAAAUUAUACACAAUGAAUGCUAAAAAGAUUUUACAAAAUCCGUCUACCAAAUAUAUUAGAAAUCCGAACUACGGGAAACCUCCGAAGACAACUAAUCCGCACCUGCAAUGUCUAGGAGCGCCUCACAUAGAUUCCUUCAACUUCAUGAUACAAGAUGGUCUGAAAGCGGCCGUAGCUGACUUAAUACCCAUUGAAUUUGAGUUGCCGAGUGGGGAAAAAGUUAAAAUAACCAUAGAAGAGGCAGCUUUUGCUAAACCCAGUGUUCCAGUUGAAGCAGUGGGUGUGAAGAGCCAAAAUGUACUGCCGACGGAGUGCAGGCAGAGAGGCGCUACUUACAAAGGUGAUUUCAAGAUACGGCUAUGUGUGUCUGUGGACGGAAAAUCCCUUGUCAUGGACAGGUCACUCGGAAGUUUACCCAUUAUGUUGAAGUCAAAAGUAUGUCACUUGGCUGACAUGUCACCUGAAGAGCUGGUCAAACACAAUGAGCAUGCUGACGAAUGGGGUGGUUACUUUAUAAUUAAGGGUCACGAGCGAUUGGCUCGCAUGCUGCUGCUUACUCGGCGCAACUUUCCCGUGUCGAUCAAACGCCCCAGCUGGAAGAUGAGGGGCGCCCUCUUCUCGGAGUACGGAAUCAUGGUGCGAUGCGUCAAACCCGACCAGACCAGCACUAACAACGUGUUGCACUUUCUACAAAACGGCACGUGUAAGCUGAUGUUCUCCCACCACAAGAUGAUGUACUACGCACCCCUGAUCAUGAUCAUGAAGUGUUUGGUGGACUGGCAGGACCACUUCAUAUACCGGCUGCUGCUGCACGGCAAGAAGAAUGAUCUGUAUUAUGUCAAUUGCAUCCAGAACAUGUUGCGCGAGCUACACGCGGAGGGCCUGCACACAUCCGCCGAGUGCCGCGCGUACCUCGGGCGGAUGUUCCGCCCGCGGCUGACGGAGCUCCCGCCGUGGGCCACCGACCUGCAGGCGGCGGACUUCCUGCUCAAGCGGUGCGUCUUGUUCCACCUGCAAGAGUACACCGACAAGCUGUACAUGCUGGUGUACAUGACGCACAAGUUGUACGACCUGGUGCAGAACAAGUGUAAGGUGGAAAGUGCUGACGCUGUGAUGGUCCAGGAGUUGCAGGUGGGAGGUCACCUUUACCUCCAGGUGCUGAAGGAACGUCUCCAGAACUUGACAUAUGUCGUCAAAGCCAAUCUGAUCAAACGGGCCAAGACGUCGAAAUUUUCUAUUACUCCGAAAGAAAUGCAGAAUAUAAUCCGCAUGGCGGGCAAUCUGGAGCAGCGCAUGGAGACGUUCCUGGCGACGGGCAACGCGCCCGGCACCGGCGUCGCGCUCUCGCAGUACAAGGGGCUCACCAUCGUCGCCGAGAACAUCAACCGCAGUCGCUACAUGUCACACUUCAAAGCAAUCCAUCGGGGGUCCUUCUUCAUGGAGAUGCGCACGACGGAGGCGCGCCAGCUGCUGCCGGACGCGUGGGGCUUCGUGUGCCCCGUGCACACGCCCGACGGCGCGCCGUGCGGCCUGCUCAACCACCUCACCGCGUCCGCGCAGGUCACCCAGCCGCCCGAUCCAAAGCAACUGGCUAAUCUACCUUUCGCCCUUGUAAAAUGCGAUAUGGAGCCCAUAAGCUCAGUGACCGAGUGCCCGCUAUCCCGCGACGUGUACAAAUACCCCGUCUUCAUCGACGGCCGGCUGGUGGGCUACCUGUCCGAGGAGUCGGCAGCCAAGUCCACCACCUACCUUCGGACGCUGAAGGUCAAGGGGGAGAUACCCAUCACCACCGAGAUCGUCCUCAUACCCAAGAAACAGAUCUGCGCCCAGUACGCGGGCGUGUUUCUGUUCACGUCGGAGGCGCGCAUGGUGCGGCCGGUCAUCCACCUGGCGAGCGGCAUGAUGGAGCUCAUCGGCACCAUGGAGCAGCUGUACCUUGACGUCGCUGUCGCCAACUCUGAAAUCAUCAAAGGUAAAACCACGCAUUUGGAACUAACGAAGUCUGCGUUUAUGAGUAACUUGGCUCAACUGGUGCCCAUGCCGGACUGCAACCAGUCUCCGCGUAACAUGUACCAGUGCCAGAUGGGCAAGCAGACGAUGGGCACGCCGAUCCACACGUGGGCGACCAACGCGGAGACCAAGCUGUACCGGCUGCAGACGGGCGCCACGCCGCUGUUCCGGCCGGUGCAGUACGACAACCUGUGGCUGGACGACUUCCCGGCGGGCACCAACGCCAUAUUGGCUGUUAUCUCUUAUACAGGUUACGACAUGGAGGACGCGAUGAUAAUCAACAAGUCGGCGUACGAGCGCGGUUUCGCCGCGGGCACGGUGUACAAGGCGAGCGUCCUGGAGCUGAAACACGCCAGCUCGUACUUCUGCCGCGACCCCGCGCGCGCCGAGCUGGCGCCGCACGUCGACGACGACGGCCUGCCCGCUGUCGGCGCUCGCGUGCAGCCUGACGAUCCUUUCUAUAGUUACUACGACGGCGAGAAAUGUCAGUUCGUGGUGUCGAAGUACCACGGCAAGGAGGAGGUGUUCGUGGACAGCGUGCGCCUGUGCGGCGACUUCUCGCCCAGGGCGCCGCGCAAGGCGUGCGUCAUGUUGCGCAUACAGCGCAACCCAACAGUGGGCGACAAGUUCGCGUCGCGCGCCGGCCAGAAGGGCAUCUGCUCCCAGAAGUGGCCGGCGGAGGACCUGCCCUUCACGGAGUCCGGCCUCAUCCCCGACAUCCUGUUCAACCCGCACGGCUUCCCCUCGCGCAUGACCAUCGCCAUGAUGAUCGAGCUCAUGGCGGGCAAGGCCGCGUGCUUGCACGGACACGUGCACGACGCGACGCCGUUCCGCUUCAACGAGAAGGACACCGCCAUCAACUACUUCGGGCGGCUGCUGGAGGCGGGCGGCUACAACUACUACGGCACCGAGCGCGUGUACAGCGGCGCGGACGGCCGCGAGAUGACCGCGGACAUCUUCUUCGGCGUGGUGCACUACCAGCGGCUGCGGCACAUGGUGUCCGACAAGUGGCAGGUGCGCACGACGGGCGCGGUGGACGCGCUCACGCGGCAGCCGGUGAAGGGGCGGCGGCGCGGCGGGGGGGUGCGGCUGGGCGAGAUGGAGCGCGACGGCCUGCUCUCGCACGGCGCCGCCUUCCUGCUGCAGGACCGCCUGUUCCACUGCUCCGACAAGACCGAGGCGAUAAUCUGCAUAAAGUGCGGCACCCUCCUCGGUCCGAUAGUGGGCACUCUCGGUACCAGCGGCGAAGGCGACACGUGCAGACUGUGCGGCGCGGGUGACCUGCGCAGUGUGUCCAUACCCUACAUCUUCAAGUUCUUCGUCACCCAGCUCGCGUCCGUCAACAUCAACGUGAAGAUCAACUGCGACGACGCGGUAGUUGGCGCUUGUUGAUUGUGUAGCUUUGACUGAUUAGAUAUGGACCUGACUCGCCAAAGCAUUAGAUCAAUGAUCUAACGCGUUUGUACAAUAUACAUUAUGAUAUAAGUGCUGUGCAUAAUGAGAUACAUUACAAUAUUGAAAUUGGUAAAAUAAGCGAUACUUUACGAGUGUUUGUGUUAUAAAAACUAUUUCUGUAGUGUGCCACUGUCUUUGGUUACAAGCUGUUUUGAAAAGUCUAUUUCGACUUAUUAGCGACCGAUUCGGACGACAACUACUGAGAAAUUAGAAGAAAAAGGCGAAAAGGACUUGGCCGAAUACUGUCCUAAUAUCAUAAUGUUGACAUGUACAUUCAAAUUUUGUUAAUUAUGAAAAUUACGUUUAAGUAAAGUGAUUUUGUAGCAAUAAAUAAAAUAUAUAAUAAAGAA